AUGUCAAACCAAUCUAAUAAUACAGCAGUAAAGUCUGCUACUGAUUCACUUGGGAGCAAUAGUACUGAUAUGGUAGAGAAGGAUUUAGCUGUGAGAAAUAUCCAGGACGAGGAGGCACAGGGCCCAAAGGAGAAAAAGUUCAUUGAGAGUGAUGCCGGUGAUGGUAGUAGAAGAGAAGACCAAUACUUACACGGACCUAAAUUAGCAUUAUGUUUUGUGUCUAUCUUCUUGUGCUUAUUCCUUGUAGCAUUAGAUCAAACUAUUGUUGCCACUUUGCUUACAGUUGUGGGGAAUAAGUUCAAUGGAUUUGACAAGAUUGGAUGGUUAUCCGCAGGGUUCCUUUUGUCAAUGGCUGUUUUUGCUGCCACAUGGGGUAAGAUUUCAAUUAUAUUUGGAAGAAAGAUAACUAUGUUUAUUGCUAUCGUCCUUUUUGAAGCUGGUUCGUUAAUGUGUGCUUUAGCUAACGAUAUGAACGUGUUAAUUGGGGGUAGAGUCCUUGCUGGUGUAGGUGGAGGAGGAAUUCAAUCGAUGGUUUUUAUUUUGAUUAGUGAAAUUGUUCCUUUAGAAGUUAGACCGCUUGGUAUGGCAGGUUUAGGGUGUACUUUUGCAGUGGCUAGUGUCCUUGGACCUCUUAUUGGUGGUGCUUUUACUUCCAAUGUUUCUUGGAGAUGGAGUUUUUAUAUCAACUUGCCUAUUGGUGGGAUUGCCGCUGCUUUUUUCUUUUGGGCAUUCAACCCUCCAAAGACUAAAGGUAGUAUAAGAGAGAAACUUAAAAUGAUCGAUUAUUUAGGUACAGCCCUUAUGUCGGCAGGUUUAGUUGUCUUCCUCUUGGCUUUGACUUUUGGUGCUGGUGAUGAGUUUUCUUGGGAUUCAGCCGCUGUCAUUUGUUGUUUCGUUUUAGGUGGAGUGGUCAUGAUAAUUUUCUGUAUUUGGAAUUUCAAGUACUCCAAGAACCCGAUUAUUCCUCCUGAUGUUGUAAAAGAGUUAGGAGUAGAUGCUUCAACUCUCAUGAUAUUUGGAAUGUUUGGUUACUUCAUGGCAAUUGUGUUGUAUGUUUCUAUUUAUUUCCAAGUUAUUCAUGGAGCUGACGCGUGGCAUUCAGGUCUUCACUUGCUUCCUAUUAUUAUUCCAGUUGUGCUUACGUCCAUUUCGAGUGGUAUACUUAUUCAUAAAUCUAGAUUUGUGAAACCAUUUGGUUUAUUUGGUGCUAUUUUAGGACCUGUCGGAAUUGGUCUCCUUUGUUUAUUAGAUGUUGAUUCGUCUAAAUCUAGGCAAAUUGGUUUGUUAAUUAUAUCUGGUGUUUCCUGUGGUUUCCAGAUGCAGGCAGCAUUAAUUUCCUCUCAGAUUUCGGCACCAAAAACCCCAGGAGGUACAAUUUUAACAACAACAUUUGUCAAUUUUGGCAGAGCUGUUGGAGGUACAAUUGGUGCUGAUUUAGCUGAUGCAGUUUAUUCAGCAGCAUUCCAAAACAAAUAUGCUGCAGCCUUGUCUAAAUUAACUGAUAAACUGAUUUUAUCUGAAUUAAGCAAUAUAGAUGAAAGAGCGUUGGUAACAUCAACAGAUGUAAUCAACAGCUUAUCACCCGGCGCUCAAAGUUUUGUCAAGGGCCAAGUUAUGGAAGCUAUUAGAAAUGUAUUUUAUAUGUCUCUUGGAUUUUCUGCUUUGGGACUUAUUGGUUGUUUAUGUACAACCAAUAAAAGGUUACCUAAAGUUACAGGUGGAAAAAUGGCGGCAGAGGAAGAAGAAAAGAAUGAUACAACAAAUGUAGAAACUACGGACAAGAACAGGGAUAGUUCCUCAUCGAACGACAACGAACAGGAUGUCCUGGUUGAUCGUUUAAACACUAAUUUAGAAAACGGACCUGAACACACAGCAAACAAAUAA
Molecule: messenger RNA, 1884 nt
Organism: Debaryomyces fabryi
Lineage: Eukaryota; Fungi; Ascomycota; Pichiomycetes; Serinales; Debaryomycetaceae
Product: basic amino acid transporter
Exons: 1
Coding region: 1-1884 (627 amino acids)
Biological process (GO): transmembrane transport
Cellular component (GO): membrane
Molecular function (GO): transmembrane transporter activity
Source: RefSeq, a predicted model, not a curated record